This is a messenger RNA of Hypoxylon fragiforme, 972 nucleotides long. RefSeq lists its product as uncharacterized. Bases 713 to 928 code for a protein of 71 amino acids. The transcript has a single exon. NCBI's taxonomy places the organism in Eukaryota, Fungi, Ascomycota, Sordariomycetes, Xylariales, Hypoxylaceae. The record is from RefSeq and is a predicted model, not a curated record.
GGCUUUGGGGAAGAGAAGGGGGGAAUAGGGGCAGAGUGGUUUAUUUCUUGGUACUUAUUUAUUCUCGCAACACAAAAGGCCAAGGUCGCUGUAUACAUAAACAACACAUAUGUAAUACUGGGUAUCUACUAUCUAGGUACUCAUCAUGUACCUACUCCAUCUCAAGUGAGCUAGUUGGCUGUACCUACUAGGGGGUAUGUACCUAGGUAGGUGGUGAUAGGGGAGAGGUACUGGACAGUGAGAAGGGGGCUCGGAACUUGUGUAGCAAAAGAUGUUAUGCGAGACGGUGCUUAUACAUAUACCCGCGGGGAUUAGGAUAGGGGAUGGGGGGCCAGGGGUUAGAUGGUAUCGGGAUUGGCAAUGGGGGAUGGGAAGGUUCGCUUCUUCUUCUUCAACUCAUCGUAGUGGUAGGUAGCAACAUCAGGGGAGGGGAAACUCAUCAUUAGGCGUUUUUUUCGGCAGGUUUAAACUCUUACAUGAAAUGAACCUGGGUUGGGUUGGGUGGGAAUAUACAAAAAAAUCAAAAAUCAUCAAAUGUCAAGCCACAUUUUUUUACCUAAGGAGAAUGGGAAGAGUGGGAAGGGGGGCGUGUGUCGGGGUAUUCGGGGAACGUUCUAUACCUAUCUACCUAGGUUAGGUAGGUUAGAGACUGAUACAUAAGUCUUGUCCCGACCUAUGCUACAUAGGAGGAACGGAUUAAUUUUUCCAGUGUAUGUAUUUAUUUUACUCGCUCAUUUUUCUUUUUGGACUUCCAUGUUUUUCAAUAGACCUUUUCGUUGUUGCUGUUGUAUCCCCCCCCAAGUCUUCUAUGUGUGUAGGUACCUACUGUCUUCUCCUUACAAGAAAGUGUAGAAAGAUAUGUUAUGUACAUGUAGGUAGAGAUGACAAUGGGCGGCGGUGGCUUGGCCUUAGCCUCGUGAAGUAUUGAAGAUUGAAGCGUGUUUACACUACAUACCUAGGUACAGGAGGGGC